CAUUCUGGGUAGGAGUUUCACUCGAACUCGUGCUCUUCUUGCACGUUUGUGCGGGCCAGUUUCUCUGUCGUUGGCGGAGGGUCACAGCGCACGACAUUACCUCAUACAGCAGUGUGAUUCAGGCGAAGCAAGUUAUUAUCAGCAGUUAGUUUCUGUCUCGGUCCCUUGGCCUUGUUGGAUGCGUGUGGGGUCAAUUGCAGCCAGUGUUGCACCGCUAGCUAUGCAUGCCGAGGAUAACCUCGAAGUGGUCUUCUGGAGAAAGUAACGAAGGUAGUUGUAGACGCAGCCGUCCUCGAGUCACCGAUGCGCUUUUUUGAUGCUGUCUCAAGAUAAGUGACUGGUGCUGGAAGAGCGGACGAGGAGGCCGGGUAUUCUGUUGGUUUCCGCGUCCGUGAAGAGAAUCAAUGAAUGGAGGGUGACGGCCACUCGCACAGGUAUCGGUGCCCAUACCUGUGACUCGGAUGGAGUUGGUACGUUCCGACUGAGCUCUCUACCGAUACGAAUCUACAAGCGCUGACUGCAGGCCGUCCGGUUCAUCUCCGCUGUUCUGGCCAGCAACGGUUCCGACUCGCAUCAGCACGCCACGUGCUUCUGUUGUUGAACUGUGGAGUGUGGGCCAAGCGACCUCACUGUCCUCAGGCACCAUGCCCUUUUUCAAGAAGAAAAGCUCGCCUACGCAGCCUAAAGAUGAGCAGCUCUCAGCGGAUGCGGCAAGUCAGCUCCCCACCAGUCCGGAAUCACCCAGGACAAGGAUGGUUCACCAUAUAGAGUACCUCCUGUCUGAUCACAGAAAUGGUGGCAGCAACAGCAGCAUUGGCAACAGCGCAGAGAAGGACAAGAAAUCAGGGAAGGCCGCACGUGGCAAAAAAGGAGAACAGCGAGGACAGGUGAAGUUGCGACUGAGUCGAUUCUCUCAGCCGUCGGCGUCAUCGGCCGCUGCCAACGAGGAGGUGUCGCCGACUGUGUCGCGACUAGGCCAGCACUUGCGCCAGAGCGUGCCGCCCGUCAUCGCGUGCGGCGUGGGCUGCGGUGGCCGAGCAUGCAAGUACGAGAGUGCGGCGGCGUGGCCGGAGGACGCUCAGGCGCUCAAAGGAAUCUUUUCCCACUGGGUAACUGAUGAUAUCCUCGCUAUGGCUAGGCCUAACACCCUUCAGAUCAAGGAGCACAAACUGUAUGAACAGUUUCAAAGGAACGGCAUAAAGUCCCUGCUGAACCUGCAGGAGACCGGGGAGCAUGAGCAUUGUGGAUUCGGGUUGACCAGCUGUGGACUGUCGUACUUUCCGCAGGAUUUCAUGGACGCUGGCAUACUGUGCUACCAAUAUGGAUGGAAAGAUUUUGGCACGCCGAACAUGAAGACUCUCUUCAACAUGGUCUACGUCAUUGACUUUGCGUUACAGACUGGAAAGAUUGCUGUCCAUUGUCACGCUGGCCUAGGUCGAACGGGCAUGGUCAUAGCCUGCUAUCUCAUCUACGGCAAAUGUAUGGGGAUAAACGAAGCCAUUAAGCUGGUGCGUCAUCGCCGUCCUGGGUCCAUCCAGAACCAAGAUCAACUGGACAUUGUGUAUGCAUUCGGAAAAUGCAUUAACGAAACUAGAACAAUCUUCACAAGAUGGGAUACUGUGAGUGCUGAAGGCUUCAGUGCAGAGGAGCAUCUGAAGCACGAGCGCUUCCUGCAGCAUGGCCUGGAGAGGCGGCAAAAGCAGCUCGUCCCAAGGAUCCUGACUAAAUUAAUCCAGCUCCUCCUGGAUCCUAUCAAGCGGAAUGUUGGUGAUGAACUGCAAGCCCCUAGUACGGUGCCCGCCAGCCCACUUCCUCGUUCUCCCCCAAUAUCGAGUUCACUGCUCACACCGCAACCAAAGGCUAGACGUCGCUCAGGCUCUCUUAGUGGACCGAACAUACCUAAAGCAGCGCAGUGCGUUUCUCGGUGCAUAAGCCAAUCGGCGGCUGGCAGGAGGUCACCCAGUUUUUCACCUGGUGCACACGGACAGCGGCCUGCAUCAAGGCUGAGUAGCUCCGGCCGAGCGGCAUCACCCAAGUCGCCAAUCCUCCUGCCAGGGUUGCUAGUGGGACCCCCUCUCCCCAGAGGGUCGCCAGGGGCAUCCCCGCUCCCUGGAGCAUCGCCAGCCGGAUCCCCGCUCCCUGGAACGUCGCUACCAGCAUCCCCGCUCCCCAAAUUGUCGGCUGCCACCUCACCACGUGUACUGCUUUUGUCCGGUCCGCAAACACCACCCCCAGCGAUUGAGCUUGGUCCAAACCGUCCUGAUCCCAAUCGCGUCGCGACCUCCCCAAGCAGGUCGGGGAAGUCCCCGACCGAGGCGGGACAGUCCCCGAGGGUUCGCUCACCAUCACCGUCCAACCGGGCCAGUGGAUCAUCCACACCAAUCAAGCAACGCGGUCCACUCUCGCCGACGAUAAUCAAAGGCACUACGGACAAACGGCCUAGUCCACUGGCACUGCACGAUGACUUAACUGGAUCUGCUGACAAGGAAGCUGCGAGGCUCGCUCGUCCGAAAUCCUGGACUGCUACUCAGAUGUUGAAUAUCAUGGUGGGAAGUACCUUUUCAAAAGGUACAAUGACUUCCGAAAAGCUGCAGGCUAUAAUGGUCUCGGUGAAUGAGAAUCGCACGUGGAAGCUCCUGGAGCAGGAAUCCAAUCCCAUCAUCAUAUGGCGACUGAUGGUCAUCUGGCUGGAGUCUCUGCAGGACGCACCGCUCGCCGCGUUGCGGACAACGCCGUUUCCCGUUGAGGAGUAUUCCGCGUGCCAGAUAGGCGUUUGCGAUAAGCUGGUGGAACUGUGCGGAGAGGUGAAUGUUGCCGUGGUGACGUGUGUCAUCGACUUUCUAGUCAAGGUCACACGGCUAUCAAAGCACUUGGAUAAGAAGCAAAAACAGGAUAAGAUACUGUUGGCUCUGACGAGUUUCUUCGUCCACGGCACCAAUUCGCUAGAGAUGUUUGGACACACGAAGAGAUCAGCUUGCUACAUGUACGGUCUAGUGAUCCUUCACGAGUCCACGGAUGCAGUCCGGGAGGUGGUGAGGCUACUGUACAAAGAGCGUUCCGCCAUGGAGGUCCCGGAUGACCCAACCGCGGACGUCGGCUUAGAGACCUACUUCACACCGGUGCCAUACAAAGAAGCCUGAAUACGCAAUGCGUUGGUCUAGUGGCUAUCUAUUGUUCAGAAUGUGUUUGAGAAUGCCCAACAGCUGCUCGUGAAUUUUCUAGACUCCUACUACCUACCCCUUUCUGGCAGCCAGGCAGAAAACCACACCGUAUUGGGCGCUUGAUGGCAGCGUCCUUGUCAUUCUGGGUUCAUUUGGCAGAUUUUUUCUUCCAUCUAAAAAUAAAAACAAACCGUACCAGCAGCUUGUUGCCAGCACAGCAAUUUUAGAGUAUCAGGUAAUGUUCUGUCAUUGCAGCAUCAUAUCUGGUGGUAGCUAGUUGUAAAGGACUAAUAUCUAUAAUUAUAAUUAUAUUUAGCGACAAACAUUGACAGUCACUAUGCCCGGACACAUAACAGCCUCUAUUCAUUUUUCACGACAGACUUAUAAUAUUUUUCAACAUCCUGAGCAUUGUAAAACGCAUUGGUGAUCAUUAUUCCAUGCGAAUAUACUAUGUUUUGAAAGAGUUUGCAGGGAAUAUUGCCCGCAAUAUUGAA
Messenger RNA from Sycon ciliatum, 3655 nucleotides. RefSeq lists its product as uncharacterized. Gene Ontology annotation, molecular function: protein tyrosine phosphatase activity; protein tyrosine/serine/threonine phosphatase activity. The transcript is spliced from 14 exons. NCBI's taxonomy places the organism in Eukaryota, Metazoa, Porifera, Calcarea, Leucosolenida, Sycettidae. Gene Ontology annotation, biological process: protein dephosphorylation; cilium assembly. Gene Ontology annotation, cellular component: cytoplasm. Bases 645 to 3140 code for a protein of 831 amino acids. The record is from RefSeq and is a predicted model, not a curated record.